This is a messenger RNA of Aplosporella prunicola CBS 121167, 1077 nucleotides long. RefSeq lists its product as uncharacterized. Lineage: Eukaryota; Fungi; Ascomycota; Dothideomycetes; Botryosphaeriales; Aplosporellaceae. The coding region runs from base 1 to 1077 and encodes 358 amino acids. The record is from RefSeq and is a predicted model, not a curated record. The transcript has 4 exons.
AUGGACGCGCAACUUCUCGCGAGGCAUGGCAAUGCCGUGGAUGGCAACCCAGAUGUCCACACGCCUCACAUUCUCUUCACUUCUUUCUCGAUGGUUUGCAUGGCCAUUCUCGCCUUACUGUUCGGAUCCCGGGUGAAACAUGUCUGCACCAAGAGACUCUCGAAGUUGAAUCCGAUGCGCUGCAUUGUCGCCGGCCUCUAUGCCUUUGGCAUGUGCUACGUCGCUACUAGCGCCAUCAUUCAGUGCGGCUUCGGUAUGAUGUCGCAUAAGCUCUGUUUCACGGCUGCCGUCACAUGCCUGGCAUUCUACCUUGGAAGCAAGACACUUUUGUACCUGUUCCUGGUUGAGCGUACCCAUGCUAUUCGAGCUUCCUACAAGCGUCGCUUCCAGGACAAGUACUGGAUUGUGUCCAUGGCAAUCGUCCUGCUCGGUUUCGGUGCUUUGGCGGCCUGUGGGCUCAUGUCUCCAAUGUCCGAGAUGUCCAAGCAAGACGGAAUCUGCUACAUCGGCGUCCCUCAGAAGAUCGCUGCACCAUUCCUCGCCUAUGACGUGGCCAUCAACGUCGGCUUCACCGGUCUGUUCAUUUGCCUGCUUUGGCCUCUUCUGAGAUUCCAUCAAAAGGGCCUUUCCUCUGCAGAACCAAUCUUCCCAAGGCCAUACGCACGGAACGAAAACGUGGAUAUUGAAAUGACAACCAGUCGCCAAACCUUUGUUGAUCCAAACAAACAGCGCGUGAUUGGCACACUGAAGAAACUGCUCUGGAAGACUAUUAUCGGCGCUAUCCUCGUGAUGCUCCCAACAGUGGGAAACUUGACAGUCUCUCUCAUUGUAGCCGGUCAUGGUCAAGGCUGGUACUGCUUCAUUCUCUGCAUUUGCGACGUGACCUGGGAGGCCUGCGUUAUCCACUGGCUUACGGUCGACCCGGAUAAUGCUGACAACCGCGGUGGAAAUUCCAACUCACAACGCAGUAGCGACACCACCGGACGCGUCGGUGUAAGGACUAGCACGCUUCGGCAAGACGACAGCAGCAGCAAGACCGCUGUCGAGACCACUGAGCGUCAAUCCUCCAUGCAGUGA